Panthera uncia (snow leopard) is the source of this 2960-nucleotide messenger RNA. It is a transcript of the gene SLC16A10, whose product is annotated as solute carrier family 16 member 10. The record is from RefSeq and is a predicted model, not a curated record. NCBI's taxonomy places the organism in Eukaryota, Metazoa, Chordata, Mammalia, Carnivora, Felidae. Gene Ontology annotation, molecular function: monocarboxylic acid transmembrane transporter activity. Gene Ontology annotation, biological process: transmembrane transport. Bases 507 to 2057 code for a protein of 516 amino acids. The transcript is spliced from 6 exons.
CGCCCCUUCCUUUAAUACUUGGAGACGAGGUAACCCACACAUCCGUGACCCCCCAACUAGGUUGGAGGAGGCCUUGCCGCAGGCGCGCGCGCACAGACCGCCACCCGCGGACACCUGGCUCCGGGCUCAGCUAGGCGGGGGGCCCCGCCUCCGAUCUACCGAAGCCCAAUCAUCUGGAGAGUCUGGGGUACGUCCCGCGCCGGCCACGCCCCCAGCCUGCGGGGCGGGGGGCGUCUUUAAGAGCCGGCCGGCCGGCCCCCGACGCAGUAGGGGGUGCGGGGCUGUGGGCUGGAGGCCUGAGUGCUGUGCUCUGGGGUGCCGGCUCGCCUCCGCCUUCCUCCUCGCGGCAGCCUCCGUGCCCUGCGCCGCCGUCCCACCGGGGGCUCCACCGCCCUCUCCUCGGCCUCACCAGCCCGCUGGCCGGGCGCUCGGCGGCUCCUCCGUGAGCCCGCCGGGAACUCGCACCCCUCGCGCUCCCCUGGCUCCCGAGGGGGCCGCCUCGGGCCAUGGUGCCCUUCCCCGAGGAGCCCGCCGCCGCGCGGGGGACGAGCGAGGCGCAGCCGCCGGGCCCCGCGCCCACCGGGGCAGCUCCGCUGCCGGGCCCGAGACCCUCGGACGGCCCCGAGGCGGUCGUCGAGAAGGUGGAGGUAGAGCUGGCAGGACCGGCGGGCGCUGAGCCCCCUCAGCCUCCCGAGGGCGGCUGGGGCUGGCUGGUGAUGCUGGCGGCCAUGUGGUGCAACGGGUCGGUGUUCGGCAUCCAGAACGCCUGCGGGGUGCUCUUCGUGUCCAUGCUGAAGACCUUUGGGUCCACGGACGAUGACAAGAUGGUCUUCAAGACAGCGUGGGUAAGUUCUCUGUCCAUGGGGAUGAUUUUCUUUUGCUGCCCAAUAGCCAGCGUCUUCACAGACACGUUUGGUUGUCAGAAGACAGCUGUUGUGGGUGCUGCUGUUGGAUUCAUUGGACUCCUGUCCAGUUCUUUUGUAAGCUCCAUCGAGCCUCUGUACCUUACCUAUGGAAUCAUAUUUGCUUGUGGCUGCUCCUUUGCAUACCAGCCUUCGCUGGUCAUUUUGGGACACUAUUUCAAGAAGCGCCUUGGACUGGUGAAUGGCAUUGUCACCGCCGGCAGCAGCAUCUUCACAAUUUUGCUGCCUUUCCUCUUAAGGGUUCUGACCGACACCGUGGGCCUCUUUCACACACUGAGGGUCCUCUGCAUCUUCAUGUUUGUUCUCUUUCUGGCUAGCUUUACGUACCGACCUCUUUCUCCAAGUGCCAAAGAUAAAGAGGGUGGAACCAAAGGAGGCAAGAACAGAUUCUCCCUCUUUUCCAGGAGGAAGUUUAGUCCUCCAAAAAAAUUUUUCAAUUUUGCCCUCUUCAAGGUGACAGCCUAUGCGGUUUGGGCAGUUGGAAUACCGCUUGCACUUUUUGGAUACUUUGUGCCUUAUGUUCACUUGAUGAAAUAUGUGAAUGAAAGAUUUCAAGAUGGAAAAAAUAAAGAGGUGGUUCUCAUGUGCAUUGGCAUCACUUCAGGAGUCGGACGGCUGCUCUUUGGCCGGAUCGCAGAUUAUAUGCCUGGUGUGAAGAAGGUUUAUCUUCAGGUACUCUCCUUUUUCUUCAUUGGUCUGAUGUCCAUGAUGAUUCCCCUGUGUGGUGUCUUUGGGGCCCUCAUUGCUGUCUGUCUCAUCAUGGGUCUCUUCGAUGGAUGCUUCAUUUCCAUUAUGGCUCCCAUUGCCUUUGAGUUAGUUGGUGCCCAGGAUGUUUCUCAAGCAAUUGGAUUUCUACUUGGAUUCAUGUCUAUACCCAUGACUGUGGGCCCACCUAUUGCAGGGUUACUUCGUGACAAGCUGGGCUCCUACGAUGUGGCAUUCUACCUCGCUGGAAUCCCUCCCCUUAUUGGAGGUGCUGUUCUUUGUUUUAUCCCAUGGAUCCACAGUAAGAAGCAAAGAGAGAUUGGUAAAACCACUGGAGGAGAAAAGAUGGAGAAAAUGUUGGAGAACCAGAACUCUCUGCUGUCAAGCUCACCUGGAAUCUUUAAGAAAGAAUCUGACUCUGUUAUUUAAUGUCUUAUAUACCUCCAACCAGACUGGACUUGCUUUUGGAAGUUUAAGCAAGUUUCCCUUUUAUAUGAAUUGCAAAUUUCCUAUUUUUUUAAUUACAUCUUAAGAAUAGCACAAUAAUUGGGAAAUAGAACCCUUAUUACUACAAGAACCAUUUCUGCCACUGAAUAGCUAGCUGUUUGAUAUUUCCAUGAGUUUGGGGGCAGAGACUAUGGUAUAUGAAAACAUGUCUGAAAGUCAAAUAUUAAGAGAAUUGAAGCUAUUCCAAAGCAACUUUGGAAACUGUGAAUGCUAAUAAGCUUAUACAAAUAUUUAAAAAUACCUCGGGGCGCCUGGGUGGCUCAGUUGGUUGAGCGUCCGACUUUGUUCGGCUCAGGUCGUGUUCUUGCUGUUCGUGGGUUCAAGCCCCGCAUCAGGCUCUGUGCUGACAGCUCGGAGCCUGGAGCCUGCUUCGGAUUCUGUGUCUCCCUCUCUCUGCCCCUCCCCUGCUUGCACUCUGUCUCUCUCUCUCUCUCAAAAAUAAAUAAAUGUUUUAAAAAAAAUUAAAAAAAAAUACCUCACGCUAUACUGAAAGGGUUGCAAUUUGGUUAGGACUGGAAAUAACGUUUAUCGUCUCACAUGGUGUUUUUAGUUCUGGUAUCUCCGUUUUAAUUUCUUCUGCUAUUUGGAAACUUUUUACCUUUAAGUCUGGAUUCUAGAUAAUGUCAGACCUACCUAAACCUCAAGUCUAUGUUAAAGCUGCUUGCCUGCUGUUAAGUAAGAUACGAAAUUAAGUUAUCCUGACUUGCUUCGGUGUCAGGGGAACUUCUUGGUGCUGAUGGUAACACUGUGUUCAGAUUCAGUACAUGUGAGAUGAAAAGGAUCCUGUUCAUUAGGGCAGAGCAAUUUGGAAAUCAGGCGCUUCUU